GAAAACAAGCGAAGAAGAAGAUAGGGCGCUUCUGAAGGAGGAACGAGCAGUCUCUUUCUCACGAAGGGCACUCCACACCGAGGCCAAACCGAAGAACGGGAACUAAGGGAACCAUGGAAAUCAACGAUCACGCGUACACGAGCACCACUUAUGACAAAUGCAAUCCCGUGGACUUCCCAUACAAACUGAGUGCAGAUGAAGUUGAAGAAUUUGUGAAGCUGAGGGUUUCAAACAAGUACCUCUUCUCUGGAAGGAAAAAUACUUCCAUGUGGGCAUGGAGAGCCAUCCUGAAACACAUGGGCUUACAGCACAAGAUGACCCACAGUCAAGCAUCCAAAAAAUGGGAAAACAUGAAGAAGAGAUACAAGGGGUUAAAGAACCCGUCGGAUGGAACUAAAGGGUUGCCCGGCGCUUGGCCUUAUUUCCAUCUGCUCGACGACGCCAUGGAGGGUCGGCUGGAAGGCAGCGCCCCCAUCUUAAAGGCCUUUCCCGCCUACGCCGAUUUCCCUCCCAUCUUCAAACCCAAGAAGAGGAAGUUAUCCGUGGUGACAAGCCCUCCUGCACCGGAAAUCGAGGUUUCCCUGAACGGAGACGGGGACGACGACGACAACGAGACGGUGGAUGACGGAAGCCGGGAGAUGGAGCGCGCAUUGCAAGAGAUGGAGCACGGGAGGGACGUGAUGGAGGGCGAGAGGCGGAUGAUGGAGAGGGAGAAGCAGGUGAUGGAGAGGGAGAGGCAGGUGGUUGAAAGGGAGCGGCAGGUGCUGCAGAGGGAGAAGGCGGCGCUGGACAGGGAGUUUGCCGCCGUGGACCGAGACAGAGCCUCGCUGGACAGGGAGAGGGCGAUUGUGGACAGAGAGAGGGCCGUGAUGGAGAGGGAGAGGGCGCUGGUGGAGAAGGACAGAGAUGCCGUGAGGAGGGACCAGCUGGCUCUGGAGAGAGAGGGAGCCGGACCGGGCGGACUUUCGGAACCCAAAGAGAGGACUGAGGAGGUCACAGAGAACGGCGGCGACGAGAAAGACUCGGUCGUCAAGGACAGGACGGAGAAGUUCAUCAACUUGUUUGAAAAACUGAUAGAGAAUUUUUGAUUCGCUGUGGGUUUUCCGGCACACAGCGUUCCCCCGAGGAAAACCAAUUUUUCACCUCGGUGGCAUCGUACUUCAACCACGAGGCGUCAAUGAAAACUUUGAGCCACUCCUAGUUUGGAGAGGUCUUCACAACAACUUUAUUCACUUGUGGUUAUUCCAUACAGAGCACACAAUAGCAGGCUAUUAGCAUUAUUCUUAACCCAAUCCAAAAUCAAAAUCAACCCCCCCCCCCACUCCCAAGAAUCAAACAAUCAUCUUUAUUUGAUUGACUGGACAUUAGAACUUUUUGUAUCCGCAACUGUACGGUUUGAAACAUCACUUUUUUAAAAUUUAAUAUACCAAAUAUUCCAGUUCUUGUAAAAAAUAUUUUCUUAGAUUACAGUACAGACUUUACAACAAAUGAUUGUGUUUAAAUGCGUUUUUUAUUGCAUUAUCAUCAAUUUACCCUCCAUUAAGCUCCAGCUUCAAUAACUUUGUGCUAGUAUACAUUUCCAAAAGUGUUUUUUUCAAUAAUAUUAAUACUAUUAUUUUUACAAAACAAACAUUUAAACAAUAUUACUGUUUUUUUUAAUUUUUUUCGCCAGUCAUGAACAGACAUUAAACCGACACAUACAUGCCAUUUGAGGUUUUAUAUAAUAAACGCAUUUCUCCAAAAUGCCA
This is a messenger RNA of Gasterosteus aculeatus aculeatus (three-spined stickleback), 1748 nucleotides long. RefSeq lists its product as uncharacterized. Lineage: Eukaryota; Metazoa; Chordata; Actinopteri; Perciformes; Gasterosteidae. Gene Ontology annotation, cellular component: cytoskeleton. The record is from RefSeq and is a predicted model, not a curated record.